Gambusia affinis (western mosquitofish) is the source of this 6237-nucleotide messenger RNA. It is a transcript of the gene zcchc2, whose product is annotated as zinc finger, CCHC domain containing 2. The record is from RefSeq and is a predicted model, not a curated record. Lineage: Eukaryota; Metazoa; Chordata; Actinopteri; Cyprinodontiformes; Poeciliidae. Bases 177 to 3353 code for a protein of 1058 amino acids. The transcript is spliced from 14 exons. Gene Ontology annotation, molecular function: nucleic acid binding; zinc ion binding.
AUUAUGAGUCGAAGAAGAAGGCAGGUCUGGAAAAAAGGACCGAGUCCUGUGGCAGUGUCUGAUGAUUAGCUAACAGUAAAAACAUAGUCGUGUUAGUGUUACUAAACGGUGGUAUUGCUCUAUAAUGCAUAUGGUUAUUUUGUUUACGCUCUGAAGUCUGUCCUUUAUCGCUGAUAAUGAUAACAAUGAAGCUACCGAUGAAAACUGGCGAGAAAGGAGGCGACGAGACGGCGGAGGACGAUUCGUUGGAUCCAUCCGAGAGGCAGCAUAUCCCCAGGGCGGCAUCUUCUCCUUCGGUGUACGAGAGGCUGCAGGAGCCGCCGAGACCCCGCGUCCGCGCAUCGCUUUUGGACAGAGAGAGCGUGUUCGAGUGGUUCGGCCACCAUCUGAACCCCGCCAAGCGGAUCGAGUUUAUGUGCGGGCUGCUGCAUAUGUGCCAACCCCUGGAGCUCCGCUUUCUGGGAUCAUACCUGGAGGACCUCGCUAGAAAAGAUUACCAUGUUUUAAGGGACUUUGAGUGCAGGGCGAAUAACCCGAACGACUUGGGAGUUUUAACGGACGUGGUCGACCCGGUGAUUCGGUCCAAACUCAUCGUCUGCCUGUCCCUGCUCGGCUCUGACAGGAGGGAAUGUGCUGGAAUACUCUCUCGGAUACUCAGCAGCGUGGACUUGGCCUUGUCGUAUAGGAACUAUGACUACUCCCUGCCUCCUUUCAGGGACCCUCAGCAUCACCUCCACCCGUUCUAUCCACAGUGCCAGGACGGUUCUGUGUGUGAGCAGAACCGGGACGAAGCAACGGCAGGGGCUCUGGAGCAGUUGGCGCUGCUCUAUACCAUGGCCUCGCUACACCCAGCUUUCCAUUUUCACCAACGGGAAGUUAUCCGGGGACAACUGGACAAAAUCGAGCUUUCCUUGGAGGAGGAAAAGCGUCAGAGGCAGCUCAGGAUAAACGCCCAGUCGACGGAGAUGCUGGGCCAGCAGCUGGACUUCACGGCCUCCUCAGUGCAGGACUUUGGAGAGUGUCCAGCCUCUCAUCCCCCUUGCCAGAGCCGGCGCUCCGGUCGCUGGGCAACACAGAGAGAAGCCGUUCACAUCGAGAGGAUCGUGCUCAGGGGGAUCUCUCGGACGGCAACAGAUAAGGAAUACAGCUUUGAGGUGAAGUGGUCGGACUCUUCCUCCAGCAGUGUGACCAAAACCCACCAGGAACUGGAGAACUUCCUGCUGAAGCUUCCAAAGGAUCGGUGCACGGACUCUUUUGAGAAAAGCAUCCUGAGGCUCCUGAGCCAGGGGGACCAGUACGAGAGCAGGGAGGUGGAGAAGAACCUCAGGGAAAGGUUUCUGUCUGCCCCGCCUCUCUUCAGGCAGACCAGGAAGGUCUGCAGCUUCUUCAGCUCCUCCAGGCCGGCCUGCAGAUGUACCUUACAUCCUGGGACGACGUACCAGCCAGACUGCUCUGACGCCUCCAGUCAGGAUGAAGACUCGUAUGUUCAGGGACACAAGAAGAAACACGCGUCCAAGAGUCCAUGUCAGCUAUUGUCACGGGCCAAAAGCCCCCAGGGGGACACAUGGAGAGGGAGCCACGCAGCAGAGCACAACGGGCCUGCAGACAGGAGGAAGAAGAGCAGCGUGGCGAGGAGCAGCCAGGACGCUGAGCAGCAUCUGGAUCCCGACAGAAGGAGCCACCCAGCAUCUAAAAGCAAGAGCAGAUUUUUGCCCGGAGACAGGGACAAGGUGACUGUGAAGGGCAGAGGCGCUGCCUUUCUGACUAAUGGCACUUUACCGGCCCUGUCGCCGCAGAGGAAAGUCGGACCUUCUCAUGCGGAUACAUUUGGGGAAACGUCGUCCGAGAGCUGCAGCUCUCCCUCCAGCCCCCAGUACAGGAGACGCCAGAGUCUGGAGAGCGACGACGACAACAACAAAGACUCAGACAGCCACUCUGAUGACGGCAGUAAGGGUGUGGCCCCUGACCUGUUCUUCAUGCGGCAGGCGGACUCCGCCGGUUUGGCAGACGGCCCUCCCCAGGGCCCAGACUUCGCCUCACCUCCCUACCUGCCCCCCUUGGCCUGCUUGCUCCCCAAUGGGGCCCCUGACCCCGUAGCCCCAGAUGGGAACCCCCACCCAGCGGGGCCGCUGUCGGUGGUCCCAACCCCAGGGAUUGUGGGUGAUCCGGAGAAGAGGGAGGUGCUGACGACCUUCGGGGGCCCCCCACUGGCCCUGCACCACUCAGUGGGUGGGGGGGUCCAGCCUCUAGUCCAGAGGUUUAAGACGGCUCUGCCCCACAGCCAAGGGCCCGUGGAGGGGGAGGCCCCUCUCAGAGCGCUGGGCUCCAUGUCACCGGGGCCACCUGUGUACUCGUCCCCUUCCCUGCCCUGCCAGGAGCCCGGCCUGGCCCCACCCUUGCCCCACAUGGAGCCCCCCCAUCCCAAGCUGCAUGGCAUCCUGCCAUCUGGGAUGCCCUCUCCCUACGCCCUGGCCUCAGUGGCUCCUGUGCCCCCCUCUGUGAUGCCCACCCUGGGGGCCCCUGGAGCGGCUGUUCCUCCGGUCGUCCCCUCUAACUCUCCCGGGCCCCCGCCCAGCCUCAGCCCGGCGCUCGGCCUCAGCACGCCGCAGAACGACUCAGCGUCCUACAGCAACAGCAGUGCUUCCGGUGGAAGCGGCCCCGUCGCCCCUGGCAACCCCGUAGCUGUCCAGCAAACCCAGCAGCAGAUGCCACCGCAGCAGCAAACGCCACCCCUCCAGCAGCAGCAGCCCCCUGUGGGAUGUGGGACCUGCGGUUGCCAUAACAAUUGUGGUAACCGAGGCAGCGGCAGUGCGGUGGGGGGCUCCUCUGGCUGCCAGCCCCCCCUUUACUUCCAUCACCAGAUGGCAGCAGUAGCGAGGCAGAUGUUCAGCGUUCCUCAGUCCCUCCUCUACCUCACCCAGACCCAGGCCCCCCACCAGCCCAACGGCCCCCCCACUAUGCCCCCUUUCUUCCCUGCUGCCCCACCCCCUGUCCACCCAUCCCCGUAUCUGCACCCCCACAGCCAAGCGGAGGGCCCAUCCCACAUGAUGGGCAACCAGGCAGUGGCAGCCGCCAACUACAGCCUCCAGCAGCAGAUGGCGCCAGCGGCAUCGUUUUCUCAGCGUGUCUACCAGCCCGUCUACCCGGGUCACCUGGGGAUGCUGCCAGCUGCCAUGCUGGGGGGCGGCGGGGUCAACAAGAAGAACGGCACAGUGUCCUGCCACAACUGUGGAGUGAACGGACACUUUGCUCAGGACUGCAACCAACCCAGCAUGGACUCCACCCAGCCGGGAGGCUUCAGGAUAAAGUAUGCAGCAUCCAACAUUUCAGAAGCACUUGAUAAUGCCGACUGAAGACGAAGGACGAUGAUGACCAGUUCCUCCUGUCGUCAUGACUACGACAGGUAUGGCAGCAGUGAAGCGUUCCUCUAUAGGGCAGAGAGCUGCCCUGGCUCAGCAGACAGAGCCUCAGCACAGUGCCUCACAAACACCUGGUUACCAUGGAGACGACUCACCUAAAGUCAUGUGAUUCCCACUCUCUUCCCUUUCAGUUUCUUUUGGACUUUUUUGCACUGAGGGUUGGAAAAUAUUAAAUUAUUAUUACUUUCUAGGAAGAUUUUUUUUUUUUUUUUAACUCAAAAAUGAAGACUUGAGUCUCGGCUUAAAUGUUCUGAUCCACUUAUUUCUUAAGGUGUCUAUGCUUUCUUCUCGUGGUUUUGUUCAUCUCUGAAUUUAAUUGUUUGGAAGAACUGUACAGCGGCUUUCUAAGAUCAAUAAUCGGUAAGCAGGAGUUGUACCUGUAGGUUCUCUGCACAAUUGUGAAUGUACACCUUCAGACAGGAAUCUGUGUAUAUUUGAGGGUUUUGCUGGUUUUGUGGUUGCUGUGUGGACGGACGGCCUCCGGCCGUUCAAAUCCGGGGAAUCUUGUUUGACGCAAGGAGCGCCACAACAGUUCAUGUUGGGAUUUUCUUUUCUUUUGACCUCAAGUCCACAUGAGAUGGUCAGUUUUUUGCUUUAUUAGAGUGUACAAAAGUAUUCCUUUUUAAAAUAUAUAUAUAUAGUUAAUAUUUUAGAUAGGAGACGUCUGUUUUAAUUCAAACAAAUGAAACCUGCUGCCCGACAUUAUGUUUUUAGCGUUUAAGGCUGGAGGUGUCCGGUAGAGAUAAAAAUUGGAAAUUCCGACCGAACUUUUCCGUCUCGAACCCCCACAGGUGUUUCAUCUGCGACAACGGUGGCAGUUUAUUACAGACUUUUUACCUCUGGACAAGAUUUCUGUCAGAAUCCUCACAAGCAUGACAGCUUCACUGGAAGAUGGGAAGCAGCCGCGCGAUCCGAGGAGCUGAAUGUACCGACAGAACCGAGAACUCGCUCCCUGAUGAAACGUCCACAUGCUGGGCAAGGCCUCUUAAUACUUCAAGUGGUUUUUUUUUUUUUUGUUUGUUUUGUUUUUUUAAACACUUUUAAGAUGAAGAGGGGGACGCAGCCUUCUGAUCAAACUAGCACACUGAGAGGGAACACCAGGAUGGAAUCUAAUCUUAACUUCUUGUACUUUAUUAUUAUUAUUUUUUUUUUUUUCAUAUGUAUACCAGUCUUGUUAACUGACUCUUGAUUACAUAUUUGUUGAUAAACUUGAAAGUUCUUCAAAGCCCUCUUUGAGUUGAAGCAGUGGCAUCUUUUAAUGUUUUUAUUCUUAUUUUUAUUUUAUUUUUUUGAAGGUGUUAGGCAGUGUUGGAGAGUUGAGCCCAAAUGUGGAAGCAAAUUACUGGAGAUGCACCAAGAGAAAAUUUGUUGUUAAAACUUUAAGUACUUAAUUGGACAUCAAAUAUUAGAUCUCUCUAAAAAGACUUUUUAUAACUACAUAAAAUGCAUAGUAGCUGUUUGAAAUACAGAAGUGUCUGUUAAAGCUAGUAAAUUUCUCAAUAAUGGAGUUCAAUGUCGUUUAAAUGAAUUUCUCCUUAUAGAGAUUUCACUUCAAUGCAGACGUGGUUGAAAGCAAGAGUUACAAUUUUGAUUUUGUUUAAAUGUUUUUUGGUUAAACCUAAUUUAAAACGGCAUUCUUAUAACAUGAAGCACGUAGUGUCACCCCAUAGUGGGGGAUUUAUCUUGUAAAAAAAAAUAAAAAAAUCUCCUUUUAAUGUUUACAGUUUUACAUCUUGAUUAGAAGAGUUUCUCAUAUCUGAUAACAUCAUUUAAGACGUGAAUGUUUCUUGUUAUAAUGAGCUGCUCCUGUUUUUAUUUCCUAGCUCUAGAAAUCUGUCAUAGAUUGGUGCAUCUCUAGAAUGAACUUAGCUUUCCCAUAAAAAAAAAAAAAAAGAACCUCAAUUUGUCAUGUGUUUGACUAAACCAAGUGGCUACUAAGAGCUACGAAGCUGAGAAGUUUCUUCGUGGGCGUCGGUUCAAACCUUUUCCUGCUUGUGUUCAUUGUUCGGCGUAGUGAUUCUAAACCUGGACAGGUCAGGGCUCAGAAAGUGUUCAAUCCUACAACCACCUCGUUUUCAGGGCUUCGUCAACAUGCUGCUUUUAUUUUUAUUUUUUUUUAAUUUGUUUGUGUUUGUAUUUGUCAGCCUACUGUCACUGCAACUGAUCUAUGCAUUCACGCCUGUUAUUCCUGAAUGUGACUGUCAGGAGAUUCCAGUGGUGGAAAUUGUUCUCCGAUCCAGAAACACCGUCCCCCCCCACCUGCUGCUGAUCUGUUUCCAGCAGUUCAGGUCGAACGUCCUUCCUCCCACCUGAAGGUCGUGUUGAGCUCCAGAUCAGAAGCGCUCAGACUGCCGGUGUGGGUCAAGAAGGAAGUCCGGUGUACAUACUGAGGACUCGCCUCUCCAAACGGCCCGUUUGAGCGAUGCCGUACUGUCCCUCUGCUGCCACCCUCAGCCGUUAUGUUUACUGUACUUUGGAAAGGUCAAAAAUAUAUUUCUAGAGUGGAAUUUGGAUUUUAUGCAAAUUGUUGAUAUUUUUUUUUUUCUUUAAUUAUAAGCAAUAAAUGCAAACAAAAAAAUGGAAGUUGUUCUGAGUGACUUUAUUAUCGCAGCAGUGGCUGUGUUGGGAUUGAUAUAUAUAUAUAUAUAUAUAUAUAUAUAUAUAUAACAUAUUUCUAUUCAAGAGUCACCAGAACAUGAACUUAUAAAUGGAAAUAUUCUGUUAAGCGUCACAUCAUCUUAGUCCAAUACAUGUCACGUGUCCGGCUUUAUUGACAAAGAACAAGUGAAGCUUCUACUGAUUUGGGAAAAGAAUCUGA